AUGGCAAUAACAGGAGAUUCGCACUCGCAGUUUCAUGUUUUAGCUGUUGAUGACAGCUUAAUAGAUAGAAAGCUGAUCGAGAGGCUUCUCAAGACAUCAUCCUAUCAAGUUACUACAGUUGAUUCUGGUAGUAAAGCUUUAAGAUUUCUGGGAUUAAAUGAAGAUGACCAAAGCAACCCAGAUACAGUACCUUCUGUUUCUCUUAACAAUCAUCAGGAAGUGGAAGUGAAUCUUAUUAUUACCGAUUACUGUAUGCCUGGCAUGACAGGCUAUGAUUUGCUCAAGAAAGUAAAGGAGUCAUCAUCUCUCAGAAACAUACCUGUAGUGAUCAUGUCAUCAGAAAAUGUUCCUUCAAGGAUCACCAGAUGUUUAGAGGAAGGAGCAGAGGAAUUUUUCUUGAAGCCAGUACGACAAGCUGAUUUGAAUAGGCUUAAACCUCACUUGAUGAAAACCAAAAUUAAGAACCAAAAACCAGAAGGGCAAGAAGAGCUUGAAAAAUCAAAUAUUCAACCAGAACAACCACCACAACCACCAUCACCACAUCCACAGCCAGAUUCUCAACCAUCACCACUACUACAACAACAACCCACCAAUAACAAGAGGAAGGCCAUGGAAGAAGGGCUUUCACCAGAUAGAACUAGACCUAGAUACAAUGGCAUCACUACUAUGGUCUGA
Messenger RNA from Dovyalis caffra, 675 nucleotides. The record is from the annotation of a GenBank genome assembly. Lineage: Eukaryota; Viridiplantae; Streptophyta; Magnoliopsida; Malpighiales; Salicaceae.